Molecule: messenger RNA, 2766 nt
Organism: Boleophthalmus pectinirostris (great blue-spotted mudskipper)
Lineage: Eukaryota; Metazoa; Chordata; Actinopteri; Gobiiformes; Gobiidae
Gene: vac14
Product: vac14 homolog (S. cerevisiae)
Exons: 1
Biological process (GO): positive regulation of kinase activity; phosphatidylinositol biosynthetic process
Cellular component (GO): PAS complex; endosome membrane
Source: RefSeq, a predicted model, not a curated record
CACAGCCGCAAAGGGGGUCUCAUUGGACUUGCAGCCUGCUCCAUAGCUCUCGGUAAGGACUCGGGACUGUAUCUGAAGGAACUCAUCGAGCCUGUACUCACGUGUUUCAAUGACUCGGAUAGUCGCCUACGCUACUAUGCAUGUGAGGCUCUCUAUAAUAUUGUCAAAGUUGCCCGAGGAGCUGUACUUCCUCAUUUCAACCUGCUUUUUGACGGCCUAAGUAAACUUGCGGCCGACCCAGAUCCUAAUGUGAAAAGUGGAUCAGAACUACUGGACCGACUGCUUAAAGACAUAGUGACUGAAAGUAACAAGUUUGAUCUCGUGGCGUUUGUCCCGUUGCUGAGAGAGAGAAUCUACUCAAACAAUCAAUAUGCCAGGCAAUUUAUAAUUUCCUGGAUUCAAGUCUUGGAAUGUGUGCCAGACAUUCACCUUCUGGAUUACCUUCCUGAAAUCCUGGAUGGGCUGUUCCAGAUUUUGGGAGACAAUAGCAAAGAGAUUCGUCGGACAUGUGAGGUGGUGUUGGGGGAAUUUCUUAAGGAGAUUAAAAAGACUCCCUCCAGUGUGAAGUUUGCAGAAAUGGCCAACAUCCUUGUGAUCCAUUGCCAAGUCGCAGAUGAGAGCAAACUUACCAACGACCUGAUUCAGCUGACUGCUAUGACCUGGAUGAGAGAGUUCAUCCAAUUGGCAGGUCGAGUAAUGCUCCCUUACUCCUCUGGUAUUUUGACAGCAGUUUUGCCUUGUCUCUCAUAUGACGACAGAAAAAAGAACACAAAAGAAGCUGCCAGUUCCUGCAAUCAUAGUCUGAUGAAACUUGUGACCCCUGAGGAUGAUGAUGAUGAGGAAGAGGAGGUGAAAAGUGAAAGCACAGGUUCGCCGUCUCGAGAGGAGCCCAAAGUGCAGUCAGAUGGGAGUGACAUGUUAAAUGCCUCACAGGAGUCUGUUGGUUUUAGCAACAUUAGCUUCUUUACCCCAGCUAGCACAGACCGACCUCAGGUGACCCUUGACCUGGAUGGUAUUGUUCAGGUGCUUGACCGCCACCUCCACGACUCUUCCACGGGCAUGAUGACACGCAUAGCAGUUCUAAAAUGGCUCUACCACCUCUACAUCAAGACACCUCGCAAAAUGUUUCGUCACACCGACAGUCUUUUCCCUAUGCUCCUCAAAACUCUCUCCGAUGAGUCUGAUGAGGUCAUUUUGAAAGACCUGGAAGUUUUGGCUGAGAUUGCCUCAUCUCCUGCAGGGCAGACAGAUCUGACAGGGUCAUGUGACAAUACUGACAACAAACUGGAGUUAAAGGUUCCUGACAAGUCCGGACAGCAUCCAAGUGCAAAAGCAAUUGAUUCAUCCCCUUCUACUCCAAGUAUGAACUCUUAUUUCUACAAGUUCAUGAUCAACCUGCUUAAACGCUUCAGCUUGGAGAGGAAACUAUUGGAAAACAGAGGGGCAUUUAUUAUCAGGCAGCUCUGCUUGUUACUUCACGCAGAGAACAUCUUUCACUCAAUGGCUGACAUAUUGCUCAAAGAAGAAGACCUCAAAUUUGCCUCCACCAUGGUCCAAACCCUGAAUACCAUUCUGCUCACUUCUGCCGAGCUCUUUCAGUUGAGGAAUCAGCUCAAGGACUUGCGUACCCCAGAGAGCUGCGCCUUGUUCUGCUGCCUAUAUCGAUCCUGGUGCCACAACCCUGUUGCCACAGUAUCGCUUUGCUUCCUUACACAAAACUAUAAACGUGCCUAUGAUCUUAUUCAGAAAUUUGGAGAUCUAGAAGUGACUGUAGACUUUCUCAUGGAGGUAGACAAACUUGUGCAGCUCAUAGAAAGCCCCAUCUUUACCUACCUGCGUCUUCAGCUGUUGGAUGUGGAGAAUAAUCCGUAUCUAAUAAAGGCACUGUAUGGUCUGCUGAUGUUGCUGCCUCAAAGCCAGGCCUUCCAGCUUCUGUCUCAUCGCUUGAGGUGUGUUCCAAACCCAGAGCUGAUGCGUACUGUGGAUGAAUCCAAGUACAUGGACUCUAAACAGCAGGUGGCAUCUAAACGUGCUUCUCAUAUUCAGAUCGACUACAACGAGCUGCUGCAGCAUUUCGACCGUGUCCAGAGCAAACACCUGGAGGUCAGACACCAGCGCUCAGGACGGGCCAAUGAGCACUCUGACAGAAAGAUUAUUUAAAUAUAUAUGCCAGGUAUAUGUAAAUCUAUAUGUGAAGGAAAAAAACACAAACAUUCCAGUGUGGAAAGUGUAUUGUAAUUAUUGGAUUCUAAUAAAACCAAAUUGUAAUUAUCAUAUUCAUUGUACAUUUACAAAUUGUCUAAUAAAGUGUGUCAUGUGAGAUUUUAAUUAUGAAAGCAUCUCUUUAGUGUUAACAAAAUGUAAAAAAAAAAAAAAAAAGCGAUUAUUGUUCACAUUAAAUUCCUUUUGUUUUUUUUCUGUUUGCUUUUUUUUGUUUGUUUUUAAAUUUCACAGUAUUUGCACUGGUCACACAAUUGAGUACUGUAUCUGAAUUCUUUUCCUUGCAUGAGUCACUGUUACAGCACUGUCAGGGUGUGACCAGCUGACCAAACCACAUGCUCUUAUUGCCUUAUUUGAGAUCAGAUGCUGUUUUAAUCACGUUACACUUUUGGUGCAGCUACAUGUGGCAUUUCACUUCAAUUUCGCUUCUUUAACAUUCUUUAGUUGAACUGCACACCUUUGGUGUAAUGAUUUUGCAUUCAGGAGAUUAUUUGCACUGUCAUUGUUUAAAAAAAAAAACUAAUAAAGUGUAAUAAUCAAAAUCUA